Molecule: messenger RNA, 3204 nt
Organism: Podarcis muralis (Common wall lizard)
Lineage: Eukaryota; Metazoa; Chordata; Lepidosauria; Squamata; Lacertidae
Source: RefSeq, a predicted model, not a curated record
AUGUAUUAUCAUGAAGUGGGUGGAAGCUGGGAUGAGGAAAUUGGGAGCCACUGCACUGAAUAUGUUCAGCUGGCCUUUAUGUCCGCCUGUCUGUCCAUUUUUGUGGGAGGCAUCCUCCUCAUCUUGAUGUUCAGAGUAAUUGAAUACUCAUUGAAGUCCUUGUUUAAAUUUGCUGGAUUUAAGACUCGAAGGAUGCCUAGGUUAAAUCUAUGGAAGAGAUACUUUCAGGUUUGGGUAGUCAGGAUGAUCUCUGCUCAGACUGUUGUGGGACGUAUACUGGUCAUACUGGUGUUCCUGUUUAGCAUUGGAUCACUCAUCAUUUACUUCAUCAACUGUCAAAGUGUUAAACAGUUCUGUCUCUCAUUUGAAGACCAGACAGUUUUUGUUGACCUCUUCUUCAAUUUAUUCUUCCUCUUUUACUUUGGAUUGCGGUUCUUUGCAGCAAGUGACAAGUUGACCUUCUGGGUUGAACUCAAUUCCAUUGUGGACUUCUUCACCAUUACUCCGGUCUGUAUCUCUUUCUAUUUAGGAAGAAACUGGCUUGGUUUACGUUUCUUGCGAGCACUCAGACUGAUGGAACUUCCCAAAAUUUUACAGUUUCUCCAGAUUACGACGACUGCCACUGCAGUCAAGCUGUCCAAACUCCUAGCUGUCUCUGUCAGCACUUGUCUCACAGCUGCAGGAUUUCUUCAUUGGAUCGAAAAUUCUGGUGAUCCCUGGGCAUAUACUAAAAAUUCCCAAAGCCUGACUUACUUUGAUUGCUUAUACAUGAUCAUGGUAACCAUGUCUACAGUUGGAUAUGGCGAUGUGGUGGUAAAAACCUCCUUAGGGCGUUCAUUCAUCAUUAUUUUCAUCAUUGCUGGCUUGAUGCUUUUUGCAAAUUUGGUGCCUGAAAUGGUAGACAUUGUUGGAAGCACUAAACUACACAAGGGUUCCUACGUGGCUGUGAAAGGCAGGAAAUAUAUUGUGGUCUGUGGUUAUAUCACUCUGCACAGCGUAACUACUUUCCUAAGGGACUUUUUAGCCCCAGGCUCUGGGCAGGUUGCCACUGAGAUUGUCUUUUUGGGAGAAAGUGAUCCAGGUCUGGAACUGGAAACUAUAUUCAGAUGUUAUGCUGCAUAUUCCACUUUCUUCCAAGGUUCUGUGAUGAAGACUGAAGAUCUGCAGAGAGUUCAGAUGGGGAAAGCUGAAGCAUGUCUCGUCUUGGCUGACACAUGUUCUGCCAACCCCUAUAUCGAGGAUACUACUAACAUCAUGAGGGUACUGUCCAUCAAGAAUCACUUCCCAAACACCAAAGUCAUAAUACAGAUCAUCCAGUCGUCUAACAAGGUCUACCUUCCAAAGAUCCCCAACUGGGACUGGAGGAGAGGGGAUAGUAUAAUCUGCUUUGCUGAGCUCAAACUUGCGUUAAUAGCACAGAGUUGUGUGGUGCCCGGCUUGACUACACUGUUGACCAGUCUGUUCAUUAGGGAAGACUCCAAGUUACAGAAACUGCUCACUUUGAAUAAGCACCUACAUGAAAUAGAAGGCCAGGAUUAUAAAGUGAUGACUCAGCUUCUAUCCAACGAUUUUAUUGACAUGUCCUUCAAAGACGUGGCCCAAUUGUGCUUUUUGAAGCUGGAUCUCAUGCUGCUUGCUAUCGAGUUUCGAUCUGGCAUGCAAGGAAAUAGCAUCCUGAUCAAUCCACCUUCCAUUAUUAAACUCCAUUUCGACACAAUGGGCUUUUUCAUCGCCAAAUCUGCAGCGCAACUCAGAAGGGCACGGUAUUACUGUAGACAAUGCCACAGUGACAUUCGGAAUCCAGAGCUAAUUGUAAAGUGUCGUUGCAAAAUGAAAGUCCCGAGAAAAGCCUCAAUCUCCCUUUCUGGUCUAACUGACAGUGAGGACAGUACCCAGAGUGCUGUAGUUUUACAGCACAAAAAUACACAAGAAGAUUUGAACAUUAAACUAAUCAAUGAAAAGCACAGCACCAGUUUAAAAGCAGCAGUGGAAAGAUGGGCUGAAACAGCACCAAAAGUAGACACUUUUGUCUACCUGGGCUCCACCAUAUCCAGCAAGCUUUUCAUCGACACUGAGCUGGACAAACACAUCGGCAAGACAGUUACAGCAAUGGCUGGCCUCUCCAAAAGGAAGCGACGCAAGGGGCAAUCCAAUGAUAUGCGUGAGCACAUUGUAGUCUGUGUUUUUGGAGAUGCUACCUCUGCGCUGAUUGGACUGCGGAACUUUGUGAUGCCUCUGCGAGCCAGUAACUUCACACUCAGUGAGCUGAAGGAUAUUGUCUUUCUUGGAUCACUUGACUAUCUCCACAGAGAAUGGGAAUUCAUCCAAAAUUUCCCCAAACUAUUCUUACUGAGGGGCAGUGCACUUUCCUGUUCUGAUCUCAAAGCAGCCAACAUCCAGUUUUGUAGCAUGUGUGCCAUUCUCUCGGCCCAUGCAAGAGGUCCUGGUGAUCAAAUCCUGGUGGAUACAAAAUCUAUCCUGGCUACUCUGAACAUCCGUUCCUUACAUUUUAAAGCAAAUUCAUCAUUAGCUGAGCUUCACACAGGAACAAUUGAUAGUACAUCAGCGCCCAUCCUUUCCAAACGGACUCCCAUCAUCACUGAGCUGAAGAUCGCCUCCAAUGCACAAUUCUUUGAACAGAGCAGCACAAAUGAAUCUGUUUAUGGAAUGCAACAGAUAUCCAGAGGAACAGUAUUUUCUGACAGCUUUUUGGAUGCUAUAAUGUGCACUACCUACCAUAAUCACCAUGUGUUGGCUUUACUGCAGUCACUGGUGACUGGGGGGACCAGUCCAGAACUGGAAGAAUAUCUGGCAGAGGAGGCUUCACUGAGUGGCAGUACUAGCAAUGUGGUGCAGUUUGGAUCGAGGAACAGGUGUAAACUGGCACUUUUAGCACUGACAGAUUCUCCAAGUGUAGCAGACGGACGACUGCUCUUCUUUGGGGAUAUCUACAAUCUAGCACUUGAGUUGCUUGGAAUCCUUUGCUUUGGCCUCUACCGUCAGAAAGAUGAGACCAGUCUGAUUGAAAACAGAUUUGUGAUUGCUCGGCCACCUACCAAUUUUGAGAUCUACGCCUCUGAUCAGUUCUUUUGCCUUGUCCCAUUCAACACUUUAGUAAAUGACCUGACAACUGUGGUAAAGUCCAUUCGAACAGUCAGACGAAAGGGUGCUUUGCUGACACCAGACCAAACGUUUUUAUCAUGA